This is a messenger RNA of Maudiozyma barnettii, 552 nucleotides long. RefSeq names its product mitochondrial 54S ribosomal protein bL12m (gene MNP1). Gene Ontology annotation, cellular component: ribosome. Gene Ontology annotation, molecular function: structural constituent of ribosome. The record is from RefSeq and is a predicted model, not a curated record. NCBI's taxonomy places the organism in Eukaryota, Fungi, Ascomycota, Saccharomycetes, Saccharomycetales, Saccharomycetaceae. Bases 1 to 552 code for a protein of 183 amino acids. The transcript has a single exon. Gene Ontology annotation, biological process: translation.
AUGCUUUCUGUUGCCAGACGUUCUACCCCAAGGAUUGCACGUCCCUUGAUGCAAAUUUACCGUUUCAACUCUACAGUUGCUAGCGAAGCUACAACCACAGCUGCUGCCACAUCGACCCCGGUUGCCACUCCAGUAGAUCCUAAAAUUGCUACAAUUGUAGACUCUAUCUCCAAGCUUACUAUCCUCGAGACUUCGCAACUUAUAACUGAAUUGAAAACUAAACUUAAUAUUCCAGAUAUCGCACCAAUGGCACCAAUGGGUGCAUUCGGUGGUGCAGGUGUUGCCGGUGGUGAUGCAGGUGCUAGCGUUGCCGAAGAAGCUCCAAAGGAGGAGGAAAAAUCUACAUUUGCUGUAAAACUUGAGAGUUUUGAUGCUAAGAGUAAAGCUAAGAUCAUAAAGGAGAUCAAAUCUGUCCUUGGUCUUUCUCUUGUGGAAGCCAAGAAGUUCGUCGAAGCCGCUCCCAAGAUUGUUAAGGAUAAUGUCUCCAAGGCAGAUGCUGACGCAAUGAAGGAAACCCUAGAGAAACUGGGUGCUAAGGUCAGUAUGGAAUGA